Labeo rohita (rohu) is the source of this 6265-nucleotide messenger RNA. RefSeq names its product mediator of DNA damage checkpoint 1 (gene mdc1). The transcript has 10 exons. Gene Ontology annotation, cellular component: nucleus. Gene Ontology annotation, molecular function: protein binding. The record is from RefSeq and is a predicted model, not a curated record. Gene Ontology annotation, biological process: positive regulation of transcription initiation by RNA polymerase II. Bases 54 to 6074 code for a protein of 2006 amino acids. NCBI's taxonomy places the organism in Eukaryota, Metazoa, Chordata, Actinopteri, Cypriniformes, Cyprinidae.
UAGUGUUCAGGAAAUGGUUUCCAAGUCUUCUGCAUGAUAAGCUAGAGAGGAGGAUGGAUGCCACUCAGCAGAUUAACGAUCCCUUCUCUGAAGAAGAAGAAGAAGAACAGGAAGAGGAGGAGAAAGGAGGACCAGAAAGAGAACAAUUAGCAACACUGAAGGUGUUCAAAAAUGACCACAUACCAGAGACAGAAUUCCCUCUGUACGUCGGAGAGAAUGUCAUCGGUCGUGAUCCUGCUGCCUGUUCUGUUCUGCUUCCGGCCCGAUCUGUAUCCAGUCGGCAUGCUGUCAUCUCCAUCUCAGUGUUCCGCUCUAGCAGCGAUCGUUUCGGUAACGGUGAUGAUGUAGAAGCACUUUUAUGGGACAUGGGCAGUUUGAAUGGAACCAGAAAAGGCAGAUUGAAGCUGACGCCUCAGGUACGAUAUGCUUUGACCGAGGGAGAAAGUGUGGUGCUCGCUGAUGUGCCGUGUCAGUAUGUUGCCCUGAACAUCUCGAAGGAAGAUACACGCAUAACUCCAGAGAAAGAAGGAGUUUCCAAAAAGGAGAAAAAUUCAGGUCUGGUGUUAUCAAGCAGUGACUCGGAGUCAGAGUUGCGUAAAGGUGUGCAGAACAGGUUGAAAGUGAAAGAGAGGAGCGUUUUGCCUCCUGUGCCUUUAUGGAGCUCUGAGGAUGAACAACCCAAGGUGAGUUCACCACAGCCAGCUCACAAACUGCCUGAGAUCACCCUGGUGCCUGAAUCGGACUCAGACGGAGAGAGCGCCCCGGAUGAAAGGAAAGAUUUUGUUUCAGACUCUGCAUCCUCCUCUCAUCCAUGUAGUUCCACAGAUUCAUCAUUCCUGACCCCUGCAAAAGUCAUUCCAGAGAGUGAGGAUGAAAGUUCCAUCACUCCAUCUUCUGCUUCAAUAGACCGGUUCAGACUGAGGCAAACCCCUGAUUUAAACUCAUCUAACCCUAGCCCUCUAGUCUUAAAUCUGGACAGUGACAUUGAUUUUGAAGAAAAGGACAUGGAGAAAAGCAAGUCUGAAGCAGAGGCCCAGCCUGAAUUGGCUCCAAAAGUGGAACCAGUACCUUCAGCUGAAUUUCAUAUGGACAGUGAUACUGAUGUUGAGGAAGAGGAAGCAGAAGCAAAUAAGCCUAAACCAGAGGCUCAAGAAGCAGUAUCUCUGGAGAAAUCUGUGUCCUCGGUUGGACUUCAUAUGGACAGUGAUACUGAUGUUGAAGAAGAAAAGGAAGAGAAAAAUAAAACUGAACCAGAGGUUCAGAUUGAUCAAGUUCCAAAGGUGGGACCUGCAUCUUCAGCUGAUCUUCAUAUGGACAGUGAUACUGAUGUUGAGGAAGAGGAACCAGAAGCAAGUAAGGCUGAACCAGUGGCUCAAGAAGCGGUAACUCUUGAUAAAUCUGUCUCUUCAGUUGGACUUCAUAUGGACAGUGAUACUGAUGUUGAAGAAGAUGCAGAAGAGAAAAACAAGACUAAACCGAAGGUUCACACUGAAGAAGCUCCAAAGGUGCCAUCAGAUCUUCAUAUGGACAGCGAUACUGAUGUUGAGGAGAAUGAGGCUUCUAUAACUGAAAAUGUCUCUAGAAUAGAAGCAGUUUCAAAAAAUCCUCCAUCAGCAGCAGCACCACAUACAGAAUUCCACAUGGACAGUGACACUGAUGUUGAAGAUGAAAAUCCCAUCAAGGUUUCUACUGCUACAGAGGUUUCACAUCCUGCUGGAAAGGAAAGUGAUGUCAGACCUACAACAGCGUCAGGGACAGACAUCCACAUAGACAGUGGCACAGAUGUAGAUGAAGAGAAUGAGGACAAGGAAAAGGUGAUCACCAAAGAUCUUCUGUCCAACAGUGAAACAGAUGAUGAGGAUCCUUUUAAACCUUUACCAGGCAAAGCUGUGAAGGUUGCACAGAGUCACAAAGUUUCUGUAGGGAGCAAAGCAGAGCAAUCCGAAAAGAGCACCCAUAAAAAACAAGACUAUCAUUCUCAAGGAAAGACUAAUCUUGAGGAACCAACCCAAGCUUUUGGUGACUUAGAAGAAGAUUGGGACCUAAUGCCCACACAAGCAUACGGAGCUGCUGGAGCCAGUGCUAGGCUCAAGCCAAAGCAGCUUGAUCUUGAGGCUACACAGGCAUAUGGAGCAGAGACAGACAGGGAGGAAGAGCAGGAGCCUUUGAACCAAACCCAACCAUACUCCAACCUCUCAACUGCUGAAACUCAACUCAUCCCUGUAGCAAAGCCUGAUGAUGAGGAAGAAGAUGAAGAUGAAGAGACACAAAAUGACUCGCACCUUUCCACAGCAGACACUCUGAUCAUAGCCAGCACCCCAAAACGGGAGGAGCAGACACAGCCAUUUUCUCUUUUCACAGCCCAAACACAACUUGCCUUUGAGGAAGAAAACAAAGAGAUUUAUCAGAAUGAGCCUACCCAGCUCAUGACUGACACCAUGGAUGAAACACAGGAGGGUGAGGAGAACAUGAAAGGAGGUAGGAGAACCCAUGGUGAAGGAACAGUAGGCAAAGGUAAAAACACCAAUUCCUGUCUUAUAAUUGCUGAAACUCAGCCCAUGUGUGAGGAAGAAGAUGCAACAGAUGCCGAUCUGAGUGGGGACAGCUUUCAGAAACCAAGUACAAGACAACAGGCUGAGAAAAGAGAUUCUGUUGAUGAAAACAACUUCAGCUCCCAUCUUACUAUAGCUGAAACGCAACCAAUGUGUGAUGAGGAAGAAGCACCAGAUCAGGACAAUGUGGUCAGCAGUACACUUAUAGAAAAACCUUCCACUUCCCAUAUCAUCAUUGCUGAAACACAAUCAAUGUUUGAGGAAGAAGAAGCACCAGAGGAUGAUGUCAACAAAAGACAAACCGAAGAUGAGCCCAUGCAUAAUAUUGAAAAAGCCUCUACCUCCAGUCGUGCCAUCCCUGAAACACAGCCUGUUGCCGAAGACAAUGAGGGACAAGAGAAAGAGCUCAGCAGCAAGAUGUCCAUCAGAAGAUCACGCAGGUGUAGACCAAAAAAAGAAGACCUAAAACCUGCAGAGGCUGCUGUCGAUCACACUAUAGCAGAAACACAACCAAUGUGUGAGGAAGAACAAAGUGAGGAUCUGAAAAGUGAGGUCAGCUCUGGGACACAGAGUAAAAGCCAACAAGCACAUGAAUGCAAGCCUCUAGAACUUGCUGAAACAGACUUGAAAGUAUGUGUCACUGUUGCAGAAACGCAACCUAUGUGUGAAGAAGAGGCACCAUGUGAAGAUCUGAUUGAUGCGGUUAGCACCAGGCAGAUAAAUGAAGAUAGAUCCGCAGAACUCCCAAUCCCCUCUAGCUCCCAUGUCAGCGUAGAUGAAACACAGCCUAUGCAUGAGGAAGAUGAAGGACAGAAAAAAGACCUCAGCAGCAAGUUGGCAAGCAGAAGUUCACGUAGGGGAAGACCAAAGAAAGAUGAUGAGGUAGCACAAGCUGCUGAGGCUGCUGUUCGUCAGACUAUUACAGAAACCCAGCCAGUUCCUGUAGAAGUGAUUGAAAGGGAUGAAGAUCUUAACAGUGGAGUGAAAUCCAGGAGAUCCCGCAGAGGAAGGCAGAUAAAAGAGGACAUUGUUCCACAACCUGCUGAAGCUGCCGUCAGCUCCAUUCCCAUUAUCACGGAAACGCAGCCUGUCAAUGAGGACAGAACUGAAAGGGAUGAAGAUAUGAGUAGCAUCAGAUCAAAAAGAACCUGCAGAGGAAGACAAAAAGAUGAAGGUGAACCUGCACAGUCUGCUGAACCAAACUCUGAUCUCAGUGUUGUUGAAACACAGCCCAUGGUUGAGGAGAAUGCUCUAGAAGAACCUAGUGGCAGAAGUAGCAGGAGACAGAAGAAAGUUAGGACAGAGGUGGAGAAGGAGAACGCCCUAGAAGAACCUAGUGGAAGAAGCAGUAGGAGACAGAGAAAAGACAAGACAGAGGUGGAGAGUGAGACAACUGCAUCUAGUAAAGUUCAAGGUAAAACUAGAAAAGGGCAGGAAGGAAAAAGAAAGAGGGGGAAAGUGUUAUCUGAGGACGAGGAAGAGAGUGAAGAAGACAAACCCACAAGGAGAGGAACCAGACGGACAGGUGUAAAAAAGAAGUGUAGUGAAAAGGAAGAAGAGGAAAGAUUGGAGGAGAGGGAUGCCCAAGAAGAGAAAGAGAGGAUGGAGAAAGAGCUCCAAGAACGAGAGGAGACAGAGAGGUUAGAGAGGGAAGAAAAGGAGAGACUGGAGUUAGAGAAAAAGAAACAAGAAGAACUUGAACAGAGGGAGAGGGCUGAAACAGAAAUGAGACAAAAACUAGAAAGAGAGCAGAAGGAAUUAAAGGAAAAAGAACGACUGAAAAGGGAAGAAGAGGAAAAAAAUAGAAAAGAAAAUGAGAGAAUUCAGAGGGAAAAAGAGGAAAAAGAUCGUUUGGAAAAAGAAGAGAAGGAGAGGUUGGAGAGGGAGAGGAAAGAACUAGAAGAACAAAGACGAAAAGAAGAAGAGAAAAAAAUAAUUCAGAGGGAAAAAGAAGAGAAGGAACGUUUCGAGAGGGAAAGGAGAGAACUAGAAGAACAAAGACAAAAAGAAGAAGAGGAAAGAAUCCAGAGGGAAAAAGAGGAAAAAGAUCAUUUGGAAAAAGAAGAAAAGGAACGGUUGGAGAGGGAGAGUAGAGAACUAGAAGAACAAAAACAAAAAGAAGAGGAGGAACAAAAAGAGAAGGAAAGAUUAGAAAAGGAAAAACAAGACAUUGAGCAACUUCAGAUGAGAGCAAAAGGACAGAAAAAGACAAAGGAGAGAAACCAGAAAGAGCAAAAAAAUGAGCAACUGGAGGAGGACAAGACAGAACUAGAAGCUCCUCUAGUUCCUCCAUCCAGACGAACACGCCGCUGCUCGAGCUCCUCUAUGAACUCGGAUCAGUCUGUAUCCUCACAACAGGAGGCGCCCGGCCAGAGGGGACGAGGGCGGGGCAGGGGGCGAGGCCGAGGCCGAGGGAAGCAGACAGCUGAUGAGCAACCCAUCAGUGCUAGACAAUCUAGCAGGAGAGGACCAGCUAGUGCAUUUGAAGACCCAGAGCAGGACUCCAAUUCAACAACCCGUUCCCGAUCCCGCUCCAGUUCUAGAAGUUCUGAAAGAUCUGCUCAAAGUAUCGGACCUUCCAACCAAGGGACGAGAGGAAGAGGCAGAGGCAGGAAGAGUACAAAGCUACCAGAACCAGAAGUUGUUCCCCAAGCUAAAACUCCUGGAAAAGGCAGGGGAAGAGGAGGAAGGCGUUCUGGUGCAGAGAAUGUAAAUGUCGGAAAAGACAAUGAGCAUGAACAAGAUGCUGAAGUGGUGGAGGACAGUGCUGCUGUACCCCAGACCAACAGCAGAGGUCGUAAGAGAGCAGCCAACACUAGCACAUCCCCAGAAGAGGCUUCUGCACCCACACCCAAGACUCCAAGGCGCUCUAUGGCUAGUCAGGCGCACAAGGUGUUAUUCACUGGGCUGACAGAUGAGGACGGAGAAAGAGUCGUCUCUCGGUUAGGUGGCAGUCUGGCAAAAGGAGUGAACGAUAUGACUCACCUGGUGACUGAUAAAGCGAGACGCACUGUUAAGUUUUUGUGCGCCGUUGCCAAAGGGGUGCCAAUCGUGACUCCUGAUUGGCUAAAGAAGUGUGGAAAAGCUGGCCAUUUCCUUUCUACUGAUGAAUAUAUAUUGAAAGACGCCGAGCAGGAGAAAAAGUUUAGCUUCAGCCUACAGAAGUCACUGCAAACUGCUCAAAGUCAACCACUUUUAAAGGGUUAUGAGAUUCACGUAACCCCUUCUGUGAUGCCGGAACCAUCUCAAAUGAAAGAAAUCAUUACCUGCUGCGGAGCACGCUUCCUCCCUAAAAUGCCCUCUGCUCAGAAGGAGCACACUGUGGUGGUGUCAUGUGAGCAGGACAGGGCGCUUUGUGAUAAAGCAGUGAGUCUGUCAUUGCCGGUGGUCAGCACAGAGUUUCUAUUGACUGGCAUUCUGCAGCAGAGACUUGACCUGCAGGCCUAUUCUCUCACUUCCUCUCUCAACGCAUCCAGUCAGCCUGCAGCCCCCAAAGCUGCUGCCAGGGGCCGAAGGAAGUAGCGACAAUGACAUAGGAAAGGACUUCUUGUUUAAUACAUUAGUGCCAGUCUGUGAUAGAAUCUGAUACAUGGAUGUUCAAGUUCAGAUUGCUUAAGUUAUGUGAUGCAUACUAUGUCAGUUUUACGAACACAGUAAUGAGUUAGAUGAGAUGCUGCUACACUUCUAACCACACACCCACUGAUUCCUGUGAA